UAUUUCGGUACUGAUAAAUAUUUUAUCACAAAAUAUGCAUCUUAUCAAAUAAUGUUCCAAUUCGUAUGUACCACCAAAUUGGUCACAUCACUCAUAUUAAAUGGAUCAGCCCUUAAUUUAUGGCGUUGAGUUUCAAGCAAGAUCAUUGUGUUCUCAACAUGCUGAAGUUGAUCAAGUUAGUUUUUUAAUUGGCACACAAUCAUUGAAUACUCAAAAUAAUCAAGUACAUUUAGUUAAAUUACAAGAAAAUUCUAAUACCUUAACAUCACAAGUAUAUGAACAUAAUUGUGGAGAAAUCUGGUCUCUAUCAGCUUCAACAAUAAAUAAGCAAUUAAUAUCCACUUGUUAUGCUGAUACAGAAAAAGAUUGUGAAAGGUAUUCUACACUUUGGCGGUUACCUGAAGAAGAUGGACAAUUAGAAAAAGUUAUAAGUUUUCCAACAGAAAAAUAUGGUAUGGAUAUCAAGGUUACUUCCUUUCACCCAACAAAUGAAUCAUACAUGGCAUCAGUUGUUGAUAAUAAUGUAUUAUUUUGGGAUGUAGAUGAAAACGGAGUGAAAUUGGUUAGUAAUGUUAUUUUGGAUGGAAAAGGACAACCUCGAUUUACAACUGGGAAAUGGAAUCCACAAAGUGUAAAUUUACAAUUUGUUACCUCUGAUGACUGCAAUAUUAAAGCAUGGGAUUUGAGAUGUCAAGCUAAAAUAGCUUGGAGUUUAGAUGGGGCUCAUAAUCAAAUUAUAAGAGAUUUUGAUUUUAAUCAAAAUCGCCAAUUUUACUUGGCUACUUGUGGAGAUGAUGGAUAUUCUAAGUUUUGGGAUAUAAGAAAUACUAACAAACCAAUAAUAACUCGUUCUGAUCAUUCACAUUGGAUAUGGUCAAUUAGAUAUAACCCUGUUCAUGAUGAAUUAGUAGGAACUGCUUCUAGUGAUGGUCAAGUUUUAAUAACUCGUUUGUUUGGUAUAUCUUCUGCAGCACUUGAAAAUGAAGAAGAUAGUAUAAAAACAUCAUUAGAUGAUAAAGUAAUAGCUGUAUGUGAUCAGCAUGAAGAUUCAGUUUAUUGUGUUGAAUGGUCUGCUGCAAAUUCAUGGAUAUUAGCCUCUUUAAGUUAUGAUGGACGCUUGUUGCUUAACAAAGUACCAAAAGAUGAACAGUUGAAAAUUCUAUUAUAAGUAUUUAAAAUAUUUGUUGACUACUGUAUAAAAAAUAUAUUUUAUCAAUAAUUAAAGUGUUUUCAAAUAUAUCAUGGUUUUUUUUCAAAA
Molecule: messenger RNA, 1258 nt
Organism: Daktulosphaira vitifoliae (grape phylloxera)
Lineage: Eukaryota; Metazoa; Arthropoda; Insecta; Hemiptera; Phylloxeridae
Product: EARP-interacting protein homolog
Exons: 7
Coding region: 101-1168 (355 amino acids)
Biological process (GO): protein ubiquitination
Molecular function (GO): protein binding
Source: RefSeq, a predicted model, not a curated record